Messenger RNA from Harpegnathos saltator (Jerdon's jumping ant), 765 nucleotides. RefSeq names its product Dolichyl-phosphate mannosyltransferase subunit 3 (gene Dpm3). NCBI's taxonomy places the organism in Eukaryota, Metazoa, Arthropoda, Insecta, Hymenoptera, Formicidae. The transcript is spliced from 3 exons. Bases 373 to 672 code for a protein of 99 amino acids. Gene Ontology annotation, cellular component: dolichol-phosphate-mannose synthase complex; endoplasmic reticulum membrane. Gene Ontology annotation, biological process: GPI anchor biosynthetic process. The record is from RefSeq and is a predicted model, not a curated record.
GCGCUUUUUUACACUUACAUGUAAUAAUGCGCUAAUAUUUUUUGCAUUUGUACGUAAAUAAAUAGUUUCUCUUUUUCGCGUCCUAUGGUAUUGUCCAUGAAAGUGUCAGUAUGAACCAAAAUAUCAUGCACAAUUACGAUAAAUCCGACGAAAACUUAAAGUAUUGUCAAAUAUUAAGCGCCACGUUAAGUGACAUUGUCAAGCACAGUAUAAAUAUCGAGUUCCGAAAUCAAUGUUUCAAAAUAUUAAAGACACAUAGUUCGUUGGGUACACGAACAGCUCUCGCGACCAACUUAUUGUCGAUUAUACCUCACAAUUGUCGCGAUAAAAGGACGCAAAAACAAUAAAAUAUUAAUUUGCUGCUAACAUACGAUGAAGAAGCUACACGAAUGGCUAUUAGUUGCAACAGGUCUUUUCAGUGUAUGGUACGCUGCACUUACAAGCAACUCUGCUCUUGUCAAAGAAUGGCAAAGCGUUAUACUUUUUCUUCCGAUCGUUUUCUUACUCCUCUUUGGUUUAUUUGCGGCUACUGUCGUAAUAUACAGAGUAUUCACCUUUAAUACUUGUGAAAAUGCAGCUAUUGAGCUUCAACAGCAAAUAGUAGAAGCUAGAAAAGAUCUUCGAAACAAAGGUAUAAUAUUUAAAGAAAUCAGUGCUUCUUCAGCUUCUUGAAACUUCCAUAGUUAAUAUAAAAUAAGAGAAAAGUGAUAAAUUCAUUCCUCAUAUGUAUGAAUGUUUAUUAUUUCUGCAAAUUUUAUGUAUGUA